GACAUCAGAAGGCUCAGCCGAAACUGGUGACUUGGAGUCUUGGUUGCUUCAGUAUUGCGACCGUCGCGGUGCCGUUCGCACGUAUCGAACUAUCAAUAAUAAAAAUAAAUUAAUUUAAAUAAUAAUAUUACGAUUGUAUUACGUCGUUUUGAGUUCGUGGUAGCUUGUUGUAGUGAUUGCGCGAAUCGUUGUUGGUGUUUGAAAAAGUUUUGAAAGUUUGAGACCAUGUCGUGUACGCGGCUAGCCACGGUGUUUGUCCUGCUGUCCCUAGCGGCUACCUCCAGCGCCAUCAAAUGCUGGAAGUGUGGGCAGUACAGUGACGGCGUCGGUUCUAUAACGCCUUGCAGUAACAGGACUGCUACCCGGUUGGAGGAGUGUCCAAGCAACGCUAAAUAUUGUAUUAAAUAUGUGAGCGAAUUGACAACUGUACGGGACUGCGUACCAACCUGCAGCGAAAAAGAAUGGUGGGGAGCACGGACCUUCUGCUGUGACUCAGACGAGUGCAACAGCGCGCACGCCGCGCGACCAAUCACGAUCCUCGCCGUCAUAGCAGCACUGAUCAUCGCAGCGGUUGCGCGCUGACCGCUCCAGGCAACCGGAACAACAAAAGAGCAACCGUGUUAGGUCCUUCAAAUUAUAUUUAUGAG
Trichoplusia ni (cabbage looper) is the source of this 647-nucleotide messenger RNA. RefSeq lists its product as uncharacterized. The record is from RefSeq and is a predicted model, not a curated record. The transcript has 4 exons. Bases 226 to 582 code for a protein of 118 amino acids. NCBI's taxonomy places the organism in Eukaryota, Metazoa, Arthropoda, Insecta, Lepidoptera, Noctuidae.